AUGAAGUGUAUUUGUUAUUUUUUCUUCGCGUUCAUAUUGAUACCCGGAUUGUUGCGCAUAUUUUUGAUCGAGAAAAGUACCAAACAAAAAUUGAAAAUAUUCGGGCCGCUUUGUACGUGUUCUACGAAUGCUAUGAAAUAUAGUAUAUUAUUGAUGCACAGGGAAAAAAUCAAUAAAUGUUUGAAACAUAUCAAAGAAGAUUGGAAUAAUAUUAUUCUUCCGGAAGAUCACGAAUUCAUGAUGUCCCAGGCUAGAAUUGGAAGAAUUCUUGCAACAAUGUCGAUUUCUUUUAUAUACGGUGCUGGAAUAUUUUAUCGUACUUUCUUACCACUUUCUAAAGGUUCCAUAGUUGUUGGUAAUAUUACGAUAAGACCCCUUGCUUGUCCAAGUUACUUUGUAAUAUUCGAUGAGCAAAUAACGCCCGCAUACGAACUCGUAUUCAUCGGUCAAUUUCUUGGUGGUUUUACCGUUUAUACCGUUGGCAGCGGAGUAUGCGGAUUGGCUGCCUUUUUGAUUAUGCACGUUUGCGGUCAAUUACGUAUAUUGAUGAGAAAAAUGAAUGACAUCGUUGACGGCCAUUAUUCCGACGAAAUUAAUCCUAAAAAACGUAUCGACGAAUAUCCUUGUUUAGCCGAAAUUAUGGGCUGCACUAGUCUCGUCUGUCUGGUUUUAUACUAUUUAGUUAUGGAAUGGGAAAAUAGCGAUGCAACUGGUCUCAUAACUUUUAUCUUACUUCUUUUAUCUUUCACUUUCAACAUGUUUAUCUUUUGUUACAUCGGAGAACUUCUAUCCGAACAGGGUUCUAAAGUAAGCGUGACAUCUUGUACCUUAAAUUGGACUUGUCUAUCGGUAAAAGAUACAAAAUGUUUGAUACCUGUUAUAUUGAUGUCAAACUAUCCAUUAAAAAUCGUAGCUGGAAAAUUGAUGGACAUGUCAUUGAGUAAUUUUAACAACAUAAUUAAAACUGCCGUUGGAUAUUUCAACAUUUUACGAAGUAGCGUCUAA
Molecule: messenger RNA, 1005 nt
Organism: Polistes canadensis
Lineage: Eukaryota; Metazoa; Arthropoda; Insecta; Hymenoptera; Vespidae
Exons: 5
Coding region: 1-1005 (334 amino acids)
Biological process (GO): detection of chemical stimulus involved in sensory perception of smell; sensory perception of smell
Cellular component (GO): plasma membrane
Molecular function (GO): olfactory receptor activity; odorant binding
Source: RefSeq, a predicted model, not a curated record